AAGCAAUAGAGGGACCCGCCGCCUUUCUCCACGCUCGCCAUUUCUCUCUCUUACACAACAACAACAACAACAACUAAAGUGGUCACUGCACAUUCAUAUUUCAGAGAACAAAAAAAAACAAUUCAAAGCAAAAGCUACAAUCACACUAUGCUCUGCUAACUAAAACCAUCUACGCCUUAGCAGAGCUAAGUCUAGAGAGAGAGAGAGAAAGAAAAAAGGCGGAGCCGGAGCUCUGACCGCUCUGUCUCCACCAAAUCUCUAAUUUAUCUUUUGUUUCAAAGCUUCUAGAGGGAGAAACUGCAGACCCCUUCUCUUUGAGAUUGAUGAGAGUAGAGUUCCAGCUCUCUUAAUCCUUGAUUUCGUGGUUGUUGAAUCAAAGACCUCUACUUUCUAUACCAUAGCUUAUUUGGGGUUCGUUGUGGAUUGGUAGCUUCAAUGGUUGCUUGGCUAUAAGACUAUUCCAUGUAAAGAUUUGUGGAUAUUGGAAAUGGAAAGGGUUCCAGAGUCAAGGAUGCUUCCUCAGAAACUGCCUGCUCUUGCUCAGCUUUCAAAUGCAUACACAGCAACAAGGAGAGAAGCAGAUCACAUUUCGAUUAUGCGCACAGGGUUGGUGAGAGAAGUGGAUCAAUCUUAUGAAAGAAAUACCCAAGUUUUAGAGUUGCCUGCACCAGUGAGAAUGGUGAAAGGAAAAGAUUUUUUGCAUGAACAUGAGGAAAUCAUGCCCGAUGUUGCAUUUAAGGAAAGUGUUGAUUCAUUUGAGGAAGGUGGACCUAGUUCUUUCUCCGGUGCCAGUCACCCUCCAGAACCUGUUGAUACUGAUCUAAUAAGAACAGUAUAUGUACCAAUUAGUAAAAGUAAAUCUGAUGCUGCUGGGUGUUUAGCGAAGAGCUUGUCAGUAAAGGGGCCUUUUCUAGAAGAUCUUUCUAUCAAGGUUCCCCUUAAAAAACCAAGCCCCAUUGUUCUUUCACCAGCAGAAAGUCUGGUUGAAGAACCUAAUGACUUGUGUGCAUCACCUUCACCAUUUACAGUUCCCCGUGCAUCACAAAAUACAGAUAACUCUCUUCUUCUGCCAGAUUCAGAGGAAAAGGAAUGUGUUUGGGAUGCUUCUUUGCCUCCAAGUGGUAAUGUAAGUCCACAUAGUAGCAUUGAUAGUACUGGUGUUGUCAGAGCUAUGAGCAUUGUCAAUAGCUGUGCUAGUACAUAUCGGAGUGAUGCAAUUACAAGCGAUGGCAUGUUUAGUAUGGAGAGGAACUGUGAGAGUACUAAAGGGAGUGUUAGGGGGGAUUCACUUGAGAGUGCAAAGACUAGUGUUAGCCGAGCAAGUGACAGCAGUGGCCUUAGUGAUGACAGUAAUUGGAGCAACGUCACUGGGAGUGCUAACAAGCCUCAUAAAGGAAAUGAUCCUAGGUGGAAGGCCAUCCUUGCAAUCCGAGCACGAGAUGGAAUUCUUGGCAUGAGUCAUUUUAGAUUACUUAAGAGGCUUGGUUGUGGUGACAUUGGCAGUGUAUAUCUAUCAGAGUUGAGUGGUACUCGCUGUUAUUUUGCAAUGAAAGUAAUGGACAAGGCAUCCCUUGCAAGUCGAAAGAAGUUGACUAGAGCUCAGACAGAAAGGGAGAUUCUGCAGCUGCUGGACCACCCAUUUCUUCCCACUCUGUACACACAUUUUGAAACUGACAGAUUCUCAUGUCUGGUAAUGGAAUAUUGUCCAGGAGGUGAUCUACACACCUUGCGGCAGCGGCAACCCGGGAAGCAUUUCUCUGAGUAUGCUGCGCGAUUCUAUGCUGCAGAGGUUUUAUUGGCACUUGAGUAUCUCCACAUGCUAGGGGUUGUCUAUAGGGACUUGAAACCUGAAAAUGUUCUAGUUCGUGAUGAUGGCCACAUAAUGCUCUCAGACUUUGACCUUUCUCUAAGAUGUGCAGUGUCUCCCACGCUGAUAAGAUCCUCAGCAUUUGAUUCUGAUCCUUCAAAACGUGGAGCUGGUGGCGCUUUCUGUGUCCAACCUGCCUGUAUUGAGCCAACAUCAGUGUGCAUCCAACCUGCCUGCUUUAUGCCCCGGAUAUUCCCUCAAAAGAACAAGAAGAAAACCAAGAAAACACGAGCAGAAUUUGGGUUGCCAUCUAGCAUGCUUCCAGAGCUUGUUGCAGAGCCUACUGCAGCUCGAUCAAUGUCCUUUGUUGGCACACAUGAAUAUUUGGCGCCUGAAAUUAUCAAAGGAGAAGGACAUGGCAGUGCAGUUGAUUGGUGGACCUUUGGGAUUUUCUUGCAUGAACUGUUAUACGGUAAGACCCCAUUUAAAGGCUCAGGAAACCGUGCUACACUGUUUAAUGUUGUUGGACAGCAACUCAGGUUCCCAGAGUCUCCAGCAACAAGCUAUGCUAGCCGUGAUUUAAUCCGAGGCUUGCUAGUUAAAGAACCACAGCACAGGCUAGGGGUGAAGAGGGGUGCAACUGAGAUCAAACAACACCCUUUCUUUGAGAAUGUAAAUUGGGCUCUAAUACGGUGCAGCACUCCACCAGAGGUGCCAAGACCUGUCGAGAACGAGCCACCUGGGAGAUUUGGUCCAGUUGACCCUGUUGGGGUUGGCAGUAGCAGCAAAAGGAUGGUAGGAGGGACUGACAUGAAAUCUGGGGGUAAAUAUCUCGAUUUUGAGUUCUUUUAGCUUAGAUAGUUAUCAUGCCAAGUUGUAUUAUUAAUGUUGUCAUUACUUAGUUUGGAUGAUACUCAUCAUCUUAUAAUCUCAUCAAAUCAAAAUUCAUCUCAAUU
Molecule: messenger RNA, 2763 nt
Organism: Rubroshorea leprosula
Lineage: Eukaryota; Viridiplantae; Streptophyta; Magnoliopsida; Malvales; Dipterocarpaceae
Source: the annotation of a GenBank genome assembly